Molecule: messenger RNA, 615 nt
Organism: Cladophialophora yegresii CBS 114405
Lineage: Eukaryota; Fungi; Ascomycota; Eurotiomycetes; Chaetothyriales; Herpotrichiellaceae
Product: nitrogen fixation protein NifU
Exons: 3
Coding region: 1-615 (204 amino acids)
Biological process (GO): iron-sulfur cluster assembly; intracellular iron ion homeostasis
Cellular component (GO): mitochondrial matrix; cytoplasm
Molecular function (GO): ferrous iron binding; 2 iron, 2 sulfur cluster binding
Source: RefSeq, a predicted model, not a curated record
AUGUCGCAACGAGCUUUCCUCGCCAUUCCACGCGCCCUGCGCACCUCGGCCCAGAUCUCCGCUCUACGACCGAGUCUCGCCUCCUCUUCAUCAACCAUCAGACCUGCCGCCGCCGGCUUACAGCAGAGACGGGGUUAUCACGAGAAGGUCCUGGAUCAUUACUCGAAUCCCAGAAAUGUCGGUUCGAUGGAUAAGAAGGCGGUGGACGUUGGUACAGGUCUCGUCGGUGCACCAGCCUGCGGUGAUGUGAUGAAACUCCAAAUCAAGGUCGACCCCGAGACGCAAACGAUCGCAGAUGUCAAGUUCAAGACUUUUGGCUGCGGCUCCGCCAUCGCUUCCUCAUCAUAUCUCACCGAGCUUGUGAGAGGAAUGACGUUGGAGCAGGCAGGCAAGAUCCGCAACACUGAGAUUGCGAAGGAGCUGUGCUUGCCUCCAGUAAAGCUACAUUGUUCCAUGCUGGCGGAGGAUGCCAUCAAGUCUGCCAUCGGGGACUAUUACAAGAAGAACCCGAAGGCGAAGACGACUGAUCUGGGUGCUGGCUCGCAAGGAAUGCCCAAGAUCGAAAUCGAAACAGUGACCACAACCACAGAUACAGGAGCGAGCGCAACGGCAUGA